Paramecium sonneborni is the source of this 8379-nucleotide messenger RNA. Lineage: Eukaryota; Ciliophora; Oligohymenophorea; Peniculida; Parameciidae. The record is from the annotation of a GenBank genome assembly.
AUGAAUUAUAAUAAAGCUCUUGAUAAUGGGUCAGGAGGGCCUGAUGAAAUAUCAGAUCAAUAAAUAAAGAGUUUAAUAUAGAAAUUUUAAAGGAAAGGAUUUGAUGGAUUAGCUUUGGAGGAAGUAGCUACAGCACUGAUAAUUCCAAAUUUUGGAAAAGUAUUUCAAUAACAUACAGGACUUGAUUGGUAAGGUAAAUUUGAAGUGAAAGCAUUGGAGAGAUUGAAUAGAUCAAAAUUUGACAUAAAUUGGAUGGCAAGGAAAGACAAUUCAGAACAUUCAGCUUUAUUUAUAAAUUGUUCACGCGGCGAUCUUGUAAAAGUGAGAUAGUAUUUAAAAGAAUCAAAGGAUCCAUAAUUAAAAGAAUGUGUAGAUUAAACUAAAAAAAGCCCUUUACAUGUAGCAACAAUAGAGGGACACUUAAGCAUAGUUGAAAUAUUAUUGAUGAGCGGUUUUAAUCCAAAUUGUAGAGAUAGAACUUUAAAGACUCCAUUACAUUAUGGAUGUUUGCAUGGACAUGAAACAAUAGUAGAUACAUUACUUAAAGCAGGAUCAGAUAUAACAGCAAGAGAUUCAUUGGGUCGAUCAUGUAUACAUUUUGCAGCAUCAUGUCCAAGUGCUUAGACAUUGUAAUUGGUAUUAGCAACAAAACCUGAAUUAUCAAAUGACUUUGAUUAAAAGAAGAGAACACCUUUACACUAUUGUGUGUGGAAUUCUUCAUAACAUUAAGUUAGUUUAUUAAGAACUCUUUUAGAUUUCAAAGCUAAUCCAAUGGCUUUAGAUGAAGAUUUGAAAACACCAAUUCAUCAUGCUUCAGAAGGUGGAAAAACAAGAGCAAUACCUGUAUUAUUAUAGAGAGGAGGAUAAGAGAGUAUGUAAUGUAGAGAUAGAAGUUAAAAAACUCCAUUAGAAUUGGCUGCAAAUGAUAGAACUCGUGAAGUUUUGAUUGUUUAUAGUUCUUCACCAAUGAAUAACUAGGAUCAAGAUUUGAAAUUUUUAGAUUAAGCUGUUUAAGGAUAGAAAUUAACAAAUUAAAAGAAAGAGUAAGUACCAUAAUCAUCUGUUGUAAUUGCUAAUAGAUAAUAAGUAUAGUAAUCACCUUAAUUUCCAAUUGUAGAAAAAGAAGUAGUAUCAGUUGAGCCUCCUCCUUUAUAAGUGAAGUGGGCUCCUGCAUCUAUAAAUUAAUGGAUAAGGGAGAAGUUUUUUACAAUAAUGAAAAAAGUAUAAGAAUCAGGAAUUCGAGCUAAUCAUCAUUUAAAGCGUCCUUAUGUUUAUACAGGAUCAUGGAUGGAAGGUAUAAAUACUAUGGAAGAAUUAUAUGGUGCUGUUAAAGAUGUUCCUGCAGGAGAAGCAUGUGUUAGAACUUUUAAUAUUUUAUGUCCAUUUGAUAGAUAACUUCCAUCUGGUAGUGGAAAUGAAGAUGUUAUUGAUGGAUUUUAUGGAGAAAUGUGGUUUGAUGGUAGUGGAGCUGUUAAAAGAACUGAAUAAAUUGAAGAAAUGAGAAGAAAAAUGUAAUAAGAAUAUCUUGCUAGAAUCACUGAUCUCGAAACUGAAAUUUAAAUCAAAUCUAAACAUUUGUUUGAAACUGAUUAAGAAUUAGCCUAAACUAGAGCUUAAUUAGAAGUCACUUAGAGAUAAAAUAAAACAAAUAAUGAUAAAUUAUAAGCUUAAAUUGAUACAUUGAAUAAAUAAAUAAAAGGCAAAGAAGAAACAAUAAGUAAAUUAGAUAAAGAUAAAUAACAACUCAAUUAAACAAUCAAAAGAUUAGAAUAGGAAAAUGAAGAAUUAAGAAAUCAGCCAUAAGGUAUAUCUGAAGAAGAGGUUUAAGAAUAUAUGACUUAGAUUUCAGAAUUAAAGGAAUAAUUAUAAUCUAGUAAAGAUUAAGAAAAAACACUAAGAGCCAAAGCAGGUUAAUUGUUUUUGAAGAGUAUUUAAACAAUAAAAGCAUCAAAUGAAGAAAAACUAUCUUAAGUGAAAGCACAAACUUUAGCUUAAAUUUAGUUAGAAAAAGAAAAGAUGUAAUAGGAGAGAUUGAAUGCAAAUAAACAAUUUGAAUUUGAAAAGAAUCAAUUAUUAGAGGAGAAGAAUAUGUUAAUGAAAGAGAAACAAAAGGUUUAAGCUGAAGUAUUACCAACAAAUGCGGCAGGAGGAAUGGAUAAUUUAUAAGAUGAUGAUGCUAUUAUUGUAUUACUUAAAGCUUUGAAAGGUAAUCCACCUCCUAUGAAAUAAAGAAUGAAAACAUUUGAUGGAGAUUUAGAUGGAUCAUUAACAUAAGAUGAAUUUAGAUAAUUCCUAGCAUCAUUAAAACUCAGUUAAUAAGAUAUUCAUUCUUUAUGUAGAAUAGGGGGUUUUUUGGGAUAGAAAAAAUAAAUUGGAAUUGAAGAAUGGGCUUAAAUAUUGUAAGAUAGGCCAAAACAGAGAGAAUAAUUUGAAUAAGCUUUGUUUUGUAAAUUAUUGGAUGCAAUCAAAGCUAGAAAUCUCACUGUUGAGAAAAUGUUUGAAUUAAUUGAUACUGAUGGAUCAGGAUCUUUGAGUCCUGCUGAACUUAAAUAAGGACUAAAAUCUUUGAAAAUCAUUUUGAAUUAAAAAGAUUUAAAUAAUAUGUUUGCUAUUUUUGACUCUGAUAAAAGUGGUUCAGUAUCUUUGGAAGAAAUGAGAGAAACCCUUAAUAACUAUUAAAAAAUGAGGGAAGAAUAAGGGGAGGGUGAAAUUAUAGUUGAUGAAUAAGAUAGAAUCUAAGUUUAAGAUGAAGACAAUCCGUAUGAGGAAAUAGAUGCUACAGAAACAGAAUUAUAAUAAGAGAUUAAAGAGUGGAACAUUGAUAUCAAAGAUUUUACAAAAAUAACAGGAUUUUUGAAGGUUUAAUUAGUGAGUGGAUCAUAAAUAAAUUCAAAAUCUUUAUGCUGUCAUAUUAUUUUGAAAGGAGGAAACAGUAUGGAAAAAUCAUUUAUUCUUUUUAAUUAAAGUGAAUUCAAAUAAGCUUUUAUUUUUCCAAUUGGAUAAGCUUUAAAGGAGAAUCUUUGUGAAUACGUUUGGAUUCGAUUAUAUAGAAAUGUAGUUGAGGAAUAGAAUUUUGUAGGAGAUGUGAAAGUAAUGUGGAAAUAAACUAUUGAUAAACCAAAUUAGUGGGUAAUAAAUAAUAAAUUCUAAUUAAAAAAUAGUACUUAUAUUAAAGAGUAGAGUAAAAUGUAUUAGCCAUAAGGUUUUAUAAAUAUUGCAAUAAAGUUUAUGCCUGGAGGUGAAGGAGUAGAAAUUAAAAGACCAGUAAUAGGAAAUAAGAUAACAGCAACUAUAGUUGAAGAGGGUGUUUUAGAAGUGAUACCAAUUUAAUGUAUUUUGAAAUAAGAUUUGAAAUAAUUGAAGGAUCCAAAAUUCUUUAUGCAUUUAAAAUUCAUGUCAAUUGAUAAGAAGAUACAGGCUCAAUUAACAGCUUCAAAUGAUUUAUAUUGGGAAGGUAAGUAUUUGUAGGAUUUGAAAUGUAUAGCAAAUUCAGCAAUAGAUUCAGUUUAUGUGAAGGUUUAUGUAGAGACUCCUAAGAAUCUGUUAUAGACAAAUACCUAAGUUCUUGGUGAAUUCUAUAUAGAUUGGAAUGAGUGUUUAUUGAAUCCAGGAGAAUAUUUAUCAGAGAAGAGUUACUCAUUGUAGGAAAAUACAAAAGUUUAUUUAAAGAUUAGAUAUGUUCCACAAUCGAUGUUUUAAUAGAUAAUUGGAUUUAGAGAUGGAGUGUCUAAAGAAGAGAAAAAGAAAUAAUUAACUUUAGAUGACAUGAUUGAAGGAACUCUGAAGAUUCUCUUUGUAAGAGGUAAGAAUUUAAGAGCAGAUGAUGGUGAUACAUCUGAUCCUUAUUGUAUAGCUAGAAUAAAAUCAUUUGACAAAGAGAUUAAAAUAUAAUCGAAAACUAUAAAGUGUAGUUUAAAUCCUGAAUGGAGAGAUUUAUAAUCUAUUAAAGUAUUGAUGCCUAAGGAAGCACCUUAUCCACCAUUAGAAUUAUAGUUAUUUGAUGAAGAUGUUCUUGGAGAUGAUGAAUUAGGAAUGUGUAAAGUGGAUUUAGCUCCAUGUAUUGAAUAACCAUGUAAAUGGUCAAUAAAUGAUUAUUUUGAUAUUAUUGAUCCUAAAGCUAAGUAACCAGGUUAAAUAUAUAUUUAAUGUUAUUGGGUUCCUAAAGGAAUGAAAGAUCCUAAUUUAAAAGCAAAAGAUAAAUUUGAUUCAAGUGGUUGUGCUGAUCCAGAUCCAAAUUUUAUAGAUGGAGAAUUAAUAAUAAAAGUGGUUCAUGCUAGAGAAUUAAAAGCUGAUUCACCUGAUCCAUAUGUAAUAAUCAAUUUUCCAGGAGGUAAGGAAUUAAAAACUGAAACUAUUUCUUCAUCUAUCAAUCCAAUAUUCAAUUAAAUUUUGAAAAAUCAAUUUAAAGUAAAAAAGGAAAAUGGCAAUAUUCCAUUAAAAGUUUUAGUAAAAGAUUCCAAUACAUUAAGUGAUGAUUUGAUAGGUUAUGUAGAUAUGCAUUGGGAAGAAUGUGUAUCACAUCCUGGAGAAUGGGCAAUCAAUUAAGUGUACAAUUUAAGUGCAGCUGCUAAUAGUAAGAAUUUUGGAUCAAUUGGAUUUUUGUACAUGCAGGCUAAAUUUAUUGAAAGAGGAAUGAUAGAUGAUUAGGCAGAAGCUCCAUUGACUGAGAAUCUAUUUGAAAUCAUAAAUUCAAAACAAGGAAUUUAUUAAGGAUCUUUAAGAAUAUUUUUAGUUCAUGCUAGAGGAUUAGUUGUUGCUGAUAGUAAAGCUAGUGAUCCAUAUGUAAUAUUUAAAGUACCAGGAGGAAAGAAAGUUGAAACAUUAUCUAAACCAGAUACUAUAAAUCCAUCUUGGAAAACAAUAUUUAAUAUAAAUGUUUCUAUGCCUAAGGAUACUAUACAACCACUUCGAGUAGAAAUAUUUGAUGAUGAUUUAGUUAAUGAUGAAUUGAUGGGAUAUUGCACUAUUGAUUUAUUGGAUAGUUUUAACAAUCCUUAAGUGUGGAAAUUUAAUGAAGUAAUAGAUUUAUAAGGAGAUUUAAAAAUGUAAAAGAAAUACAAAACCAAAGAAUUUGGAAAGAUAUAUUUAUAAAUUAUGUAUUGUCUAUAGGGAAUUCAAAAUAAUGAUCCUCCUUUACCAUUAACAGAAGAUUUAGAUGUCAUUUUAAGAGAAUAACAAUAGGAAAAUAAACGACCAAUGAAGGGAAAACUAUUUAUAAAUAUUCCUGUUGCUUUAGGAUUAAGACCAGAUGAUGGUGUAACAGCUGAUCCAUAUUGUAAAUUGACAUUUCCAGAUAAUCACAAUGUUAAGAGUAAAUAAAUAGAUAAGACAAUAAAUCCUAUAUUUAAUUUUUAAUAUUAAUGGAAUUGCAAUCUAAUAAAAGAAUAAUAUAAGCCUAUACUUCUUCAGAUAUAUGAUUCUGAUACAGUAAGUGAUGAUUUAUUAGGAGAAGUAGAAAUUGAAUGGAUGGAAUGCUUCAAUAAUCCAACUUAGUGGAUGAUCAACAAAUAAUAUCCAUUGGUAGAAGGGAAAGUAUACAUUUAAAGUAAAUUCCUACUACCAGGAUAAGAAACAACGCCUGAAGGAAUUAGAGCAUGUGAUACAGUUUAGGAAUUGAAACAUGAUUAUGGAAGAGUAUUAGGUAAGAUAGAUGUUAAAAUUAUAUCUGCAUCAUAACUUUAUAAUUCUGAUAUCACAGGUAAAAGUGAUCCAUUUGUAGAAUGUGGAUUGAGUAGUGAAACUAAAAAGAUGUAAACUCCAAUCAAAGAAAAUACAUUGGAUCCUAUUUGGGAUUUCUAAGGUAGUCUUGUUGUUGAACUCUUGAGAUGUUAAGUUUAAAUGAACACUAUCAAUUUCAAUGUCUAUGACGAUGAUGAAAUUGGUAAAGAUUUUUUAGGUUAAUGUGAAGUUGAUUUAAUUGAUAUCCUUGAAAAGAAUCCAGGUUCAGUUAUGUUAUAGGAUUUACCAUUAAAAGAUCCAAGCAAAAAAGGAAACCCUAAUUUAGGAUCUCUAAAAGUAUAAUUUGUUUGGAUACCAGAUCCCCAUAAUGAAGGUGUUGUUGGAUUAAGAAUACCUCCCAAAAUGUAUGAAGGAGAUUUAUGUUUACGAUUCCCUAAUGCUAGAUAAUUACCUAAAGGUGAUCCUUAUGUCACCUUCUUUUUAACUGAAGAUAUGGAAAAGAAUUACAAAUGUAAACAUAUUGAUGGCAAUUAAAAUCCUAAUUGGAAUUAUGAGGAAAUUAUUAAGAUUUCUAUUAGUGAAAGAUAAAUUCUAACAGAGAGAAUUAAAGUUACUGUUAAGAACUAUAAUUCAGCAUGGAGUGAUACAUUAUUUGGUGGUAUUACUGUUUUAUUGACUGAUAUAUUUAGAAAGCCUGGUAUGUGGAUAAAUCAAUACUAUUAACUUUAAGAUUCAGAUGGAAAAUUGAUUGAAUCUUAUCUGUAUUUCUAAGCUCAAUUCAGAUCAGAAGAAGUCUAAGAUAAAAAUCCUCCUCCUCUCAUUGAUUUCACUCAAUUUAUUAAUUAAGGUAAACCUCCUACUUUUAAUGGCAAGUUAAAAUUUACUUAUAUUGGAUUAAAAAACUUAGAGAACAAAGAUAUAACUGGAUUAAGUGAUCCUUUUGUAGAAAUAAAAAUGUCAAAAGGAGCUACUACAGCAUUUAAAACUACAACAUAGGAUGAUAAAUUAGAUUGCUUUUGGAGUGAUUGUGGAGAAUAUCUCUUUAAGGAAGUCACUUAAGAAGAUUUAUCAUUAUUAAGACUAUAUAUCAAUGUAUUUGAUUAUGAUUACAAUUCUAAUGAUGUACUUGGAAAAUGUGAACUUGAUCUAAGUAAAGUAAAAUCUGGUUAAUGGGUGAAUUAUCGUAUUCCUCUUUUAAAUGAGAAAGAUUUUCCUUAGAAAAGUGAAAUCUAUCUACAAGCUCUAUUCACUAUUGAUGGAGAUAAUUCAGCUAUUUAAAAAUAACCUAACAAUUUAUAUGAAGAUAUUGCCAGAUAAUAGUAGGAAGAAUAAGAGAGAAUAAGAAAAGAAAAAGAAGCACAGGCAGCCAUUCCAAAAUUACCUGGAGUAUUAAGAGUCUUUGUACCUUAUGCUAAGUAAUUACUCAAAGCAGACACUAUUGGAGAAAGUGAUCCUUAUGUGGAAUUCAAACUAUCUAAAGGAAGUAAACAAAUCAUUAAAAGUAAUACUAUUGAUAAUGAUCCCAAUCCUAAAUGGAAUUUUAGUGGAGAAUUUACUUUAGAUAUGUAAUCACAUGAAUAUAAUGACAUUGCCAUCAUGUGUACUGUUUAUGAUUAUGAUACUAUUGUUUCAAGUGAUUUUCUUGGUUUCAUUGAAUUAUCUUUAAAUGAUAUUUUCUCAAAACCAGGAACAUGGAUUAAUGGAUUAUUUCAACUCAAGGAUGAACAUGGUAAUACUGGUAAGAAUGGACUAAUUUAUUUACAAUUCUAAUGGGUUCCAAAUUCUAUUAAGAAUAAUGUAUCUUUGGCUUAACCUAAUUAGAUUUAAUAAUCAGUUGCUGCUUAACCUUUACCAGAACCAUAAAUUCAAAAACCUUAAUAAGGACUACUAUUUGUUUAGCUUAUUAAAAUAGUCGGUUAUGAUAAAAAGUCUUAAAUAAAAGUUUCUUAAGGUUAAAAAGCAUUUAGUAGUAACUUUGUUUAAGCAGAUGUUAACUAUAAUUUAGUAUGUUAAUUUGAGAAUCCAGAAUCAUAAAUCACUAUCAAUUUGCUUGAUGAAAAGUAACAAUAAAUUGCUAACACUGUUGUUGAUCUGUAAAAUAUUAUCAAAUAACCUGGUACUUGGAUUAAUUCUUUUUAUCCCUUUCAACAUAGUAAUCUCUAACCAAAUUUAUAAUAAAUAUAUCUCCAAGCUCAAUUUAGAUUAAAUGAUUAAUAAUAAAAUGUCUAAGAUCCACCCCUACUUCCAGAUCCAGAAAUCAAAAUUCCUGUUAGUUUGUCUUAAGUGGUCCAACCAUAAAAAGGUAAAUUAAAAGUAGCUGUGAUUAAAGCUGAAAAAAUUAAAUUGAUGGAUAACAAUAAAGCUUCAAAUGUUAAGGUCACUGUAAUUUUUAAUGGAGAUGAUAAAUCUACACCUGUUGUUAAAGGAGCUUCUCCUGAAUGGAAAAAGAUUUUAGAUCCUUUUAAGCUUGAUGUUCUUAAACCUCUACAAGUCAAUUUAUUCCAUGAUCCAGGAAUGUUUAGUCGUUGUGUUCCUAUUGGUGAAGUAACUAUUUCAGACUUGUCAGCUAUUUUUACGGCUCCAAAUACUUGGGCAAUUAAAAAUGAUUUUGUUUUAGGAGGAAAUGGAAAUGGAAUUAUAACUCUUUAUAUUGGAUUUGUUGGUGAAAAAGAUAAAGAUGCUUUGAUAAAGAUACAAUGA